Messenger RNA from Oncorhynchus gorbuscha (pink salmon), 1300 nucleotides. Its product is annotated as dihydropteridine reductase-like. NCBI's taxonomy places the organism in Eukaryota, Metazoa, Chordata, Actinopteri, Salmoniformes, Salmonidae. The coding region runs from base 95 to 805 and encodes 236 amino acids. Gene Ontology annotation, cellular component: cytoplasm. Gene Ontology annotation, molecular function: 6,7-dihydropteridine reductase activity; NADPH binding; NADH binding. The transcript is spliced from 7 exons. Gene Ontology annotation, biological process: L-phenylalanine catabolic process; tetrahydrobiopterin biosynthetic process. The record is from RefSeq and is a predicted model, not a curated record.
UCUCCCUUUCUCUCUCUCUCGCUUUCUCUACGGUAGCUGUCGUGUAAUGGUAGUGAAAUAGUCAUCAUUGCUUGAAGCGCAUAGUAAAGAAAGCAUGGCUGCCAGUCGGGUACUCGUAUACGGAGGAAGAGGUGCACUGGGUAGCAAAAUUGUUCAGCACUUCAAAUCUAAAGGAUGGUGGGUAGCCAGCAUCGAUAUCGUUGCCAGUGAGGAGGCAAACGCGAACGUGCUGGUGAAGUUGUCGGAGUCAUUUACUGAGCAAGCAGGACAGGUGACAGCAGAUGUGGCCCAGUUGCUAGGGGACCAGAAAGUGGAUGCCAUCUUGUGUGUGGCAGGCGGAUGGGCUGGAGGAAAUUGCAGCUCCAAAGACCUGUACAAAAACACAGACAUGAUGUGGAAGCAGAGUGUGUGGACCUCUACCAUAUCUAGCCAUCUGGCUGCUGUGCACCUGAAGCAGGGUGGACUACUGACUCUGGCUGGGGCUAAAGCAUCACUGGGUGGUACUAGUGGCAUGGUGGGCUAUGGCAUGGCCAAGUCAGCAGUCCACCAGCUCUGUCAGAGUUUAGCAGGAGAAGACAGUGGGAUGCCCCCUGGAGCUGUGGCAGUUGCCAUACUACCGGUAACCUUGGAUACUCCAAUGAACAGGAAGUUCAUGCCCGAUGCAGACUUUGGUUCCUGGACACCACUGGAGUACAUUGCAGAAACUUUCUUCAGUUGGGCCACCGGUGCGGAUCGUCCAGCAUCGGGAAGUCUGAUGCAGCUCACCACCACCGGAGGCAAGACACAGGCCCUACCCACACAAUAAGGCACAUUUCCUACCCACACAAUAAGACACAGGCCCUACCCACACAAUAAGACACAGGCCCUAGCCACACAAUAAGGCACAUUUCCUAGCCACACAAUAAGACACAGGCCCUACCCACACAAUAAGACACAGGCCCUACCCACACAAUAAGACACAGGCCCUACCCACACAAUAAGACACAGGCCCUACCCACACAAUAAGACACAGGCCCUACCCACACAAUAAGACAUAGAACCUACCCACACUAUAAGACAUAGAACCUACCCACACUAUAAGACAUAGGCCCUACACCCCUAAUCAGACACAGGCCCCACCCACAAAAUAAGACACAGGACCUAACAACACAAUAAGACACAGGCCCUACCCACAAAAUAGGAGACUGACCAGACUGACCAGGUGAAUAUAGGUAAAAGCUAUGAUCCUUUAUUGAUGCCACUUGUUAAAUCCACUUCAAUCAGUGUAGAUGAUGGGGAGGAGGCCGGUUAAAGAAGGAUG